CCCUCAUUCCCUGCAGGCGCUGAACGCGCUGGAUGAGGCGGGGCUGGGUCCUGCGGCGGUUUCGGAGCUCUGGCGAGCCUACGAGCUGGCCAAGGCGUAUGAGGAGAAGGCUACGUUUAGCAUGGAGGGUGACGCCGCCAAUGAGGCCAUCCCGGCCUCCGUCACGCGCCCCGGAGCCGGCGGCGGCGCGCUGGGCACUCUGGGUCGCCUGCUGACCGUGCUGCGCCUCAUGUACGCCCCCGCACCCCAGCCGCCCGCAACCCUGCAGUCCUACCACCACCCGCAACAGUCCAUGCAUGCCAUGCAGCAACAACCCGGGUUCGCACCCCACCCGCUGCACGCGCAGCAUGGACCAGCUAAGCAGCACCCCCAACACCCACAGCAAACCCAGCACCCGCAGACGCAGCUGUACCCCUCGGGAGGCAUGCUGCCGACCCAGAUGCGCC
Messenger RNA from Astrephomene gubernaculifera, 446 nucleotides. The record is from the annotation of a GenBank genome assembly. Lineage: Eukaryota; Viridiplantae; Chlorophyta; Chlorophyceae; Chlamydomonadales; Astrephomenaceae.